AGCUGUAACAAUCUUUGUGCUUGAAGUAACAAUAAUAACUGCAUCAUUUUUUGUAAAAAGUAACAGCAAUGUUCUGGUUGUUGCCGUUCCCUUGUUACUUGUAACAAAUGUCGGUAGCGGGUUAGACCAAAGAAGAAAGAAAAGAAUGGUUACAAACCCCAAAAGUAGUAAAGUUUUCAGUUUUGAGUGUGUCUUUCAAUUACCUAACAGAACUGAACUGAAGAUAGUAACUUCAAGCGUUUUAGACCAAAAAUGGGUAACGCCCAUGGACACCGCCAUCGCAAACACCCCAACUCCGUUCCUCCGCCCCAUAUAUACGAUCACCCUCCACCAUUCCCAACCCCACCACCACCCAUAGCUAAUUCCAACAUGCUCUCUCUUCCUUAUACCCACGUAGACACCACCCUCCGCGCCCUCGCCGCCCAAGCCGAGGGCUUCGGCCGCUUCGCUGUUGGCGGCCUCCACGGUCCCCUUCACCGCGUCACAUCGCUCGCAGAUGACGGACCGGGGUCGCUGCGUGAGGCGUGUCGCGGAAAAGAACCAUUGUGGAUUGUGUUUGAGGUGUCCGGCACCAUUCAUCUCUCCUCGUACCUGAACGUGUCGUCUCACAAGACCAUCGAUGGUCGUGGCCAGAGGAUUAAACUUACCGGACAUGGGUUGCGCCUGAAGGAAUGCGAACACGUCAUAAUCUGCAAUUUGGAGUUCGAAGGAGGCAAAGGGCAUGAUGUUGACGCCAUUCAGAUCAAACCUAAAUCCAAACACAUAUGGAUUGAUCGUUGCACGCUCGCUGAUUAUGAUGACGGACUUAUAGACAUCACACGUGAAAGCACAGACAUUACUAUCUCAAGGUGUCACUUCUCUCAGCAUGAUAAAACUAUGCUUAUUGGGGCUGAUCCAUCGCAUGUUAACGAUAGGUGCAUGAGGGUCACUAUACACCAUUGUUUUUUCAAUGGGACGCGACAGAGGCACCCUCGUGUUAGGUUUGCGAAAGUGCAUCUCUAUAAUAAUUAUAUCAGAAACUGGGGCAUAUAUGCUGUGUGUGCUAGUGUGGAAGCCCAGAUAUUCUCGCAGCAUAAUAUCUAUGAAGCCAGACAGAAGAAGGUGGCCUUUAAGUACCUUACUGAGAAGCAUCACUGCAGGCAGCAGACAAGGAAGUGGGAACAAGUGGCUACAUAAGGUCUGAGGGAGACUUGUUCUUAAAUGGUGCUGAACCAGGGUUAAUGACUGAGAAUGGAGGAUGCAACAUGUUUCACCCCAGUGAACACUAUCCCUCAUGGACAGUGGAAGCUCCCACAGAGGAUCUUAAACAUAUUCUUCAUCACUGCACUGGAUGGCAAUCUGUUGCUAGACCAGCAGAUCAAGCACUAUGAGCACAAUAGUCAUUUUCAUAUGUAAAUAAAGUAUAGGCUAAGUAUGGAUUAUUAAAUGAGUACUACACCUGUGUUAAAUUACUAUCACAGUUUACUAGAGUGUAAAUUACACUUAAUCAUCCCACUAUCUUUUACUACAAGGAAAUGCACUCUAAACUUACUACA
Molecule: messenger RNA, 1535 nt
Organism: Vigna angularis (adzuki bean)
Lineage: Eukaryota; Viridiplantae; Streptophyta; Magnoliopsida; Fabales; Fabaceae
Product: probable pectate lyase 4
Exons: 5
Coding region: 253-1176 (307 amino acids)
Molecular function (GO): pectate lyase activity
Source: RefSeq, a predicted model, not a curated record